Pelmatolapia mariae (spotted tilapia) is the source of this 1483-nucleotide messenger RNA. RefSeq names its product patched domain-containing protein 1-like. Gene Ontology annotation, cellular component: membrane. The annotation marks the transcript as partial. The record is from RefSeq and is a predicted model, not a curated record. NCBI's taxonomy places the organism in Eukaryota, Metazoa, Chordata, Actinopteri, Cichliformes, Cichlidae. The transcript has 2 exons.
AUGCACAUCCCACUGCCGCGGCUCGUCGCUGCUACUGCAGCCGGUGCAGAGCAGGAGACUCGCAGCAUUCCCUCCAUCACACGCAGGCGGAAUGGCUUGAGAUCAGACAUCGUGGACUCGUCUCGUUCGGCUCACGCACUAUGAUUUUCUGACUGUCUGAGUAUGCGUGCGUGCGUGCGUGUGUGUGUGUGUGUGUGUGUGUGCGUGCGUGCGUGCGUGUCAGCCCGCCUUGCCGCGAAUUGCUGCAGUGCUGUUUUCCAGGUGUGCGAGUGUGUGUGUGUGAGAGUGUGUAAGCGUGUGUGCGUGUAAGAGUGUGUGCAUGGUGUUGUAGCCUGGUGUAAUUCUCUUACGAAUUGUACUAAGCCGGGGAACGGAGUCUGAUGUCACAUGUGCUUCAUCGGAGGAGACGGGGCAUCUGCAAGCUGGAUUUUGUGGAGGAUGCUGCGGCAAGUGAUACACAGAGGGCUCAAGGCUUCGUUCUACUGGCUGGGCUUAUUCGUUAGCAGACAUCCCGUUUUCUUCCUCACCGUCCCUGCGGUGCUCACCAUCAUUUUCGGAUCUACAGUGCUGAGCCGAUUCAAGCCGGAGACGGACCUGGAGGUACUGGUCGCCCCGACUCACAGCCUCGCCAAGAUCGAGCGGAGUCUCGCUAACAGCUUGUUUCAAAUCGACCAGUCAAAGCACAAGCUGUACUCGGAUUUGCACACCCCGGGCAGAUAUGGCAGGCUGAUCCUGCUCGCCAAGUCCGGGGGGAACAUCCUGGAGCUGGCCGAUCAGGUCCUGCAGGUCCACAAGCAGGUGUUGGAUUUGCGCGUCAAUUACAAGGGAUUCAAUUUCACGUUCGCGCACCUCUGCGUCUUGAGCCACAGGGACAAGCGCUGCCUACUGGAUGAUAUCAUCACCAUCUUCGAAGACAUCAGGCUAGCUGUGCUUUCCAACAGCACUUUCCACAAGGUGCCCAUUAGUUAUCCGAACACAACAUUAAAGGAUGGCCGUGUGGCCUUCAUCGGGCACCAGCUGGGCGGUGUGUCCUUCUCACCCAACAGCCGUGACCAGCAGGUCAAGUUUGCUCGUGCUGUCCAAAUCACAUACUACCUCCGAAAUCACGGACCCGUGGUGCAGGAUGCUAUUGCAGAGCGCUGGGAGAAUGAGUUCUGUGCCCUGGCCAGUCGACUGUCCACAGCCGAGGUCCCCCAUGCACCAGACCAGCUCCACAUCCAGUCACUCACAUCCUUCAGUCUGUGGCGGGACUUCCACCAGACGGGCCUGCUGGCCAAGGGUGAGGUGUUGGUCAGUCUGGUGCUGGUGCUCCUGGCCGCCACCAUCUCCAGCUCUAUGCGGGACUGCCUAAGGGGGAAACCUUUCCUGGGACUCCUGGGUGUGCUGACCAUCUGCAUUGCCAAUGUGACGGCUGCAGGGAUCUUCUUCAUAUCAGAUGGGAAGUUCAACUCUACACUACUGGGGAUACCAUUCUUUGCAAUGG